AUGGAAGAGUCUGCCCUGCUCGAGGCGCCUGCGCUCGGCAGGGCAACUGCCGCCACCUCCUCACCCGUCUCCCACUCGGCCUUCAUCGACAUUGGAUGGGUGUUUGCUCUGGCGUGCAUAUGCGCGAUCGCCGCGUGCCUGCUCUCAGGCAGCACAAUUUUUCUUCAUCUCGCACACUACGCGUUUCCUUCUCUGCAAAAGUAUGUCGUCCGCAUUCUUCUCUUCGCCCCCGUGUAUGCCGUUUCGUCGUUGAUUAUUUUGAUUCUCCCUGGGCAGUUUGUGUACAUUGAGGCGCUGCGGGACGUGUGGGAGGCGGUGGUCGUUUACUCGUUUUUUUGUUUGAUUCUCGCGCGCUGCGGAGGCGAAGACGCCUGCGCAAGUGCCCUGAGCCGCGAUCCCGGCUCGAUUCGCCACCCGCAGCCCAUCCCCUUCCUCCUCCGCCUCUGGCGCCGGCUCCUGCGCCUCCGCUCGCCCGCGGACUUCGCGCCGGGACCCGCGCCCCCCGGGCGCCCGCGCAGAGACGGCGAGGGCGUGGGCUCAGGCGGCGCCGUGGUGGUCGUUCACUCGACGGCGCUGGAUAAGUCGAGCGGCUCGUCCCCAGGGCGGCCUGCCUCGCGCGCCUCGGUCGAACGCGACGGCGGCGACUCCGCGCAGGCGGCGGCGGCGCCCUCUGAGGAGCCCGAGGGGCGCGGCCGCGCGACAAGCUUCAGCGCACGCGAAGGCUCCCGGCGCGACUUGUACUCCGUCGGCGGCGGGCGGAGACAGGAGACACAACUCGUGCAGUGCCUUGGAGGCGACGACAGCGUCCUCAUGUGCAGCGAAGACCUGCCCACCAACCUCGCCUUCGUGAAGUGCUGCAAACGGUGGAUUCUCCAGUUCAUCUUUGUGAAGCCAGCCAUGGCGUUCGGCUCGCUGCUCGUGUUUGGCCUGGGGCAUUACCACUCGCUGGGCUACCAGAUCCCCAGCCUCAUCAUCUACAACGUCUCCGUCUGCGGGGCGCUCUACGCGCUGGGCCUGUUUUACCUCGCCACUCGCAAGCUCCCCGCCAUGCUGGAUUUUCACCCCGUCGCAAAGUUUUUUGCGAUGAAGCUGGUGAUCGUCGCGACCUGGUACCAGGCCUUCUUCCUGGGCAUCAUCGACGGCAUGACUGUCCGCGACGUCACCAAGUGGUCAAACUGGCUGCUCUGCGUGGAGAUGCCGUUGUUUGCUCUCCUGAAUGCCUACGCGUACCCCGUCGCGGAGUUCCUCGCCUCGGCGGGCGGGGACGACUUUCGCCCGUCUGCCUUCGAAGGCCGAUCGACGGCCGCCGGUUCCGCGAACGACGGCGCCGCCGGGACGGGCAAGGAGAGGCCGGUCGUCGUGCAAGGCGUCGCGCUCGGCGAUGUGCAGGCGGGCGCCACUGCGAAGUCUGGCGCGUCCGCGGCCGCGCCGGAUGCGCACAAAGCGGCGUUUCCGGCUUUCUCCUCUUCGUCUACGUUCAGCGAAGUCGGGGGCACAGUCGCCGCCCGGAUCGACGCUACGCUGCAUGUCGCGGCCUCCACCAUCGGUCGGCCCUUCCAAGGGUUGAGUUGCGUGGCGGACCCCGCGGCGCGCGAAGUGGCGCUGCGGAACGUGAAGGACGCGGUCAUCAUGUCGGAUGUCGUCACAGAUGCGUAUUACAACUUCCACACAAAGUACAAUCAGCACGCGCUUCUGAUCAACGAACCUCCGCCUGAGACGCAGAGUCCUCGCGAGAGUGUCAGGGAUGGCAGUCCGUUCACGUCGCCGCGCGGUCUGCAGGAGCCUGCGGACGCGACGGCGGGGCGUCCUUCGUCGCGUUUUUCUCUCAGCGUACCGCCUCGCGAGGAGAGCGGAUUUUCUGACGUUCCCUUGUCUUCCGCGUCGUCCUUUCCUGGGAUGUCGCUACACCUCGCUCCGGAGACCGCUGUUUCUCGUUUGUCCUCGGCGCCGGCCUCCUGCACUUCGCGAGAGGAAACUCUGCAGCGAGAGCGAGACGAGGAGUUCUUCGCGCUCUUCCCGCCUUUCGCGUCGAGUCGCGAAACGCCUCGAAAUCACGAAAGCGAACGCGGGCUGUCCGGCGGAGGCGGCCUCCCCAGUGUACCUACACUCCACCCCGCCCCUGGCGCCGCACGCCCAGAGACGGCGUGA
This is a messenger RNA of Besnoitia besnoiti, 2148 nucleotides long. RefSeq lists its product as uncharacterized. The transcript has 9 exons. Bases 1 to 2148 code for a protein of 715 amino acids. The record is from RefSeq and is a predicted model, not a curated record. Gene Ontology annotation, biological process: transport. Gene Ontology annotation, molecular function: transporter activity. Lineage: Eukaryota; Apicomplexa; Conoidasida; Eucoccidiorida; Sarcocystidae.